Colias croceus (clouded yellow) is the source of this 1831-nucleotide messenger RNA. RefSeq names its product tudor domain-containing protein 5-like. The coding region runs from base 168 to 1730 and encodes 520 amino acids. NCBI's taxonomy places the organism in Eukaryota, Metazoa, Arthropoda, Insecta, Lepidoptera, Pieridae. The record is from RefSeq and is a predicted model, not a curated record. The transcript is spliced from 12 exons.
UUACAAAUUCUUUUGACAGAUGACAGUUGACACAUGUUUGUUUUAUGUUUAUUGCCCCUCACUCCUCAGUGUCAGUGCCCCUCACAGGCUCACUCUUACUUGCUCUGUGGCUCACUCCGUUUACCGGCGUUUGCCACAGAGCAAGUAAUAUAGGUAAGUAAGCAAAAAUGGACGAGGAACUUAAGAAGCUAAAGUCUAUUCUCCGCUCUCUUGUUGUUUCAAGCCCGGUAACAGUGAAUAUGACCUCUUUGCUGAAAGACUACCGGGAGAUGGUUGGCUCCCCACUGCCUUUGACCAAAUUUGGCUAUAGAGACCCCCUUCAGUUUUUACAAGAGCGAUGCAGCGAUUGUUUUAUAUUUCUAGGGCCUCCCAAAAAUCCAGAAUUAAUGUUAAUAGUACCAGACUCGUUGAAACAUAUUGAUAAGUUUGUACAAAAGCAAAGGAUAUCACCAUUUGUAAAAUUUAGGGGUAAGAGAAGAAGUGUGUUAGAAUCGAAUUUAAAGCCAAAUAAUGUAGAAACAAAGAAAGAAGAACAACAAACGACUAAAAGCAGAUUAGUAGAAGAGGAAAGAAUGGAUCUGCCGGCAUUCCAAAGCAAUCAGAAUUCUUUACAUGAAGUGGAGUCCAGCAGAUCACAGGAUCAUCUUAGCUCUGGACGGCUGACAUCAUCUAGUGGUAGAAGUUUGAAGGAAGCGUUAGAAGAAUUAAAAGAAGAGCUGAAAACUCUUAUCUGUGAACAACCAGAGCCAGUUUGGUGUAGUGACUUGUUGGACAUGUAUAAGGAGCGUUACGGGCGCAAUCUGAACUUCUCGCGGUUCGGGUUCUUGAGCGUGGCGGGCCUGGUGUGCCAGCUGAGCGGCGUGCGCGCGGCGCAGGCGGGCGACGGCGACUGGCGCGCGUGGCCCGCCACCGCGCCCGCGCCGCGCCCCGUCCCGCUCCCGCCGCGCCGCCUGCCCCCGCCCGCCGCGCCGACAGACGACGCGCUGCCUGGUGUCGCUUACGAGCCGGACGUGUUCCCCGCGGACUGCAUGCAGCUGGGCGAGGCGCUGGGCGCGGCGCCGCUGGGCGACGUGCGCGCGGGCGACCUGCUGGAGGUGAUGCUGGGCGAGGUGUACUCCCCCUCGCACUUCUGGAUGAUGCGCCUGGGCGACGAGUUCGACAUCGCGCUCGACGCCGUCAUGGACGAGAUGACCAAGUACUACUCCCGCGGCGAAGGCGCAGGGCGGCGGCUGGCCGUGGGCGCCGUGCGCGAGGGGCACUGCGUCGCGUCCUGCUACGACGGCGACUGGCACCGCUCCGUCAUCGUGCGCAUCAUGGAUUGUGAUACUGUCAAGGUGCGGUACGUGGACUACGGCACGGUGGAGGCGUGCGCCGUGUCGGGGCUGCGGCCGCUACUGCGGCGCUGGGCCGCUCUGCCCGCGCAGGCGCUGCGGGCCCGCCUGGCCGGCGUCGCGCCCGCGCACAGCCGCGAGUGGCCACGCCCCGCCGCCGCCGCCUUCCUCGCCGCCGUGCGCGAGCGCCGCCUCGUGGCGCACGUGCUCAGCGCGCCACAGGAGGACGGGAUCCUCGAAGUACUUCUAAUCGACACAUCAACGGAGGAGGACGUGUGCAUCCAUUCGGAGCUGAUCCGCGCGGGCCACGCCGUGCUCUGCACCACGACCCCCUCCAAGUCGGAGAGCUACCUGUACCCGACGUUCCACGCGCUGGAGAACGGGCUCACGCCGAACUAGAUCCACGCGUAAAUCCGCGACGGCGUCAUGCUGGACUUCGUGGAGGAGUACCGGCGCCACGUGCCCGCCGCGCUGCCCUCCCCCUCCCCCUCCACCUCACC